Messenger RNA from Lepus europaeus (European hare), 487 nucleotides. It is a transcript of the gene GNG14, whose product is annotated as G protein subunit gamma 14. Gene Ontology annotation, molecular function: G-protein beta-subunit binding. The transcript is spliced from 2 exons. Gene Ontology annotation, cellular component: heterotrimeric G-protein complex. NCBI's taxonomy places the organism in Eukaryota, Metazoa, Chordata, Mammalia, Lagomorpha, Leporidae. Bases 98 to 421 code for a protein of 107 amino acids. The record is from RefSeq and is a predicted model, not a curated record. Gene Ontology annotation, biological process: G protein-coupled receptor signaling pathway.
CCCGCCCCGGGCUCACCAUGGCGUUGACUUGCUGCACCGCGCGCCCGAAGUUGGUUGCCUGGAAGCCGGUGGUGCCGAAGGCCUCCAGCAGCGCGCGAUGUCGGGCAAGGUGGCCAUCGGCAGCGACAUCGGGCAGGCCCGCCGGGCAGUGGAGCAGCUGCGGAUGGAGGCCGGCAUUGACCGCGUGAAGGUGAGGGGCCGGGGCGGGGCAGGUGCCCGGGGCAAGCAGGGGGCGGCGGCAGGCGCCUUUCUCCCCACCCCCGCCAGGGGCAGGCUGACCAGGCCUGGUCUGCAGGUGUCCAAGGCGGCCGCUGACCUGCUGCAGUUCUGCACGGAGCAGGCCAAGAGCGACCCCUUCCUCGUGGGCAUCCCGGCCGCCACCAACCCCUUCAAGGAGAAGAAGCCCUGUGCCAUCCUGUGACUCCCAGGACCCCCGGCACAGCGCCACCACCCCCACAACCGCCUCAAUAAACAUGAGGGGAACGCU